Molecule: messenger RNA, 732 nt
Organism: Ilex paraguariensis (yerba mate)
Lineage: Eukaryota; Viridiplantae; Streptophyta; Magnoliopsida; Aquifoliales; Aquifoliaceae
Source: the annotation of a GenBank genome assembly
AUGUCAGGUGGGGUUGGUCCAUCCAGUGACAUUCGUCUUCCUAAAGAAGAACAACAUGAACCAGAAAACUACAAGACAGUCCCAAAGAACAACCAAAAACCUCAUACCCACAAGAGUAUCAUCACUUUCCGGCAACUUAACGUACUCGCCGUGAUCAUCGUCCUCGCCGCCAGCGGCAUGGUAAGCGUCGAAGACUUCGCUUUCGUAAUCUUUUCUUUGAUUUACAUCUACUUUGUAUCAAAGGUUGCAUUCCCAUCUCGCUCUUUGUCUGCGGAUCCUCCGGUUUUCGGCGCAAACAACAAGAUUCUGAGGCUUUACGUGUUGGUCGGAGCAAUUGUCGGACUCUACCUACCCAUAGCUUACAUUUUUCAAGGAAUUUUCGAAGGCGACAAAGAGGGUAUCAAAGCAGCUGCACCACAUGUUUUCCUGUUAUCCGGUCAGAUUUUCAUGGAAGGUGUGACAUUUUCCGGCAAAUUUUCACUUCCGAUUAGGGUUUUUGUGCCGGUGUUCUACAAUUCAAGGAGGAUAUUUACAAUUAUGGAGUGGUGGAGGAGUGAGAUUUUAAAGGUGGAUCAAGAGUAUGGUGGGAGUGCAUGGAGAUUGUAUAUUGGAAGAGCUCUUGCUGUGGCUAAUUUGAUCUUUUGGUGCUUCAAUUUGUUUGGAUUUUUGUUGCCUGUUUAUCUUCCCAAAGCUUUCAAGAUUUACUAUUCUGGGUCCAGGGUUAAAGAUUGA